UUUGAGUAGGAACGGUUCUUCUGCGGCACGCUUUCGCACCUACGUCACUUCCUGUGAAUCUCUCAUAAAGAAAGGCCUGGCGGGAUUUCCGUGGGCCAAUUUUUUGGGUUUGUUCGGUGAAUCCGGCGUGUAUCGGAGCCAUCAGAACCGCAGACAUGACGGUGGGGAAGAGCAGCAAGAUGCUGCAGCACAUCGACUUCAGGAUGAGAUGCAUCCUGCAGGACGGCCGGAUCUUCAUCGGCACGUUCAAAGCCUUCGACAAACACAUGAACCUGAUCCUGUGUGAUUGCGACGAGUUCAGGAAAAUCAAGCCAAAGAACUCAAAGCAGCCAGAGCGGGAGGAGAAGAGGGUUCUGGGUCUGGUUCUUCUGAGGGGGGAGAACCUGGUCUCAAUGACGGUGGAGGGCCCACCUCCUAAAGAUACCGGUAUAGCUCGUGUCCCAUUGGCGGGCGUGGCUGGAGGACCGGGUGUGGGCCGAGCAGCGGGUCGCGGCGUCCCUGCAGGAGCUCCGAUGCCUCAGGCUCCAGCUGGACUUGCUGGGCCAGUCAGAGGAGUGGGCGGGCCUUCACAGCAGGUGAUGACACCGCAGGGCAGAGGGACAGUUGCCGCAGCAGCAGCUGGCGCAAGCAUUGCCGGAGCGCCCACACAGUAUCCACCUGGACGAGGAGCCCCGCCCCCGAUGGGCAGAGGAGCCCCGCCUCCAGGUAUGAUGGGCCCGCCACCUGGCAUGCGGCCACCAAUGGGUCCUCCGAUGGGGAUGCCUCCUGGUCGAGGAGCUCCGAUGGGAAUGCCACCCCCAGGCAUGAGGCCCCCACCCCCCGGCAUGAGAGGACCGCCCCCUCCUGGGAUGAGACCACCACCCCGACCAUGAAGAAGCCCCGCCCCCUCACACUCACCUGUUGUAUAGAUUGUUUUGUUUUUUAAGGAAAAGCUUGAGUGGUUUUUUUUUGUUUUUUUUUAAAUAAAGUUUCAUCAGGAUGGUUUAACUA
This is a messenger RNA of Acanthopagrus latus (yellowfin seabream), 990 nucleotides long. It is a transcript of the gene snrpb, whose product is annotated as small nuclear ribonucleoprotein polypeptides B and B1. The coding region runs from base 156 to 872 and encodes 238 amino acids. The transcript is spliced from 7 exons. Gene Ontology annotation, biological process: mRNA splicing, via spliceosome. Gene Ontology annotation, molecular function: RNA binding. NCBI's taxonomy places the organism in Eukaryota, Metazoa, Chordata, Actinopteri, Spariformes, Sparidae. The record is from RefSeq and is a predicted model, not a curated record. Gene Ontology annotation, cellular component: U4/U6 x U5 tri-snRNP complex; U2-type prespliceosome; U1 snRNP.